This is a messenger RNA of Chrysemys picta bellii (western painted turtle), 3536 nucleotides long. Lineage: Eukaryota; Metazoa; Chordata; Testudines; Emydidae. The record is from RefSeq and is a predicted model, not a curated record.
UCCGCGCGCGCGGCUUGGCCAGCGCGUGUCUGUGUCCGCCCCUCCCCCUUGCCCCCCGGCUCUGAGCGCUCCCCGUGUCCGUGGGGCUAAUGAUGGGGGAGGCGCCUCUUAGUGUCAGCGCUCCGCCUGCCUCCGUCCAUGAGGCCCUAGAGCGGGGGGUUGGGAGAAGUGACGGGCAAAGGGGCAUCUUUGGACCGUUGUAAUUCAAAUGCAUUGAGCCGUUCCCGCAGCCGGCACCUCGGACGCAGCCCUCCGGAACUACCGGCCCCGGGGUCCUUUCCAGAGAGUCGGUCUUGCUCUGCCCAGCCCGGUUCCCAGGGGCCUUCUGCCCCGCCCCCCUUGGCAGCGCGCUGGCACCUUUUGGGCGCAGAUAGGGCGCAAUUCAAACAAAGAAUAACGAUCAUUUGUUUUUUGUUAAUUAUUCCAAAUUUGGGUAACGUAUUAAUUCAUUUGAAAAUGGAAGAUUACACGGGCGGGGGGAUUCAGGACCUGGGUAGGACCAUCAAUGCGUUGUGCGCCACAGGUCAGGGACUCAGUGACACUCAGUGACCAGUGCAAUCCGGUGUAACCGCCGAGAUGGCACCGUUACAAUUGGUCAGAGGCGCCUUCCCAGCCCUGCAUAACGUUUUCAGGUGUGUCAGCGAUUUUGGAAAACGGUGGUUAGUUAACUUCAGUUCCUUUUGCUAGCACUUUCUCUAGUCAAAGUACAGAAAUCCUGUCAGCAGGUGCACUGAGUACCUAUAUAAUUUCAUGAUGUUGAAACAGAGAAACUGAUUUAGGGCCCAUUUCCUCACUCGUCUGCCUAAGGCCUAGUCUUCACACAGGUUUUGUAUUGGUAUUCUGUUGAUUAGGGAUGAGGUUUUUUUUACCAAUAUAUAGUUAUACCAGUACAAAUCCCUAGUAUGUUUAUGCUGGUAUACAGGUGCUUAUAUCAGUAUAGCUUAGUUCCCUUCCUAUAUGGGACUAAGCUAUACUAGUAUAAACAGAUUUAUAUCAGUACAGUGCCCGCACUGUGUGUGUACUGCUUGAACUAUAUCAAUAUUGUUAAAGAGGUACAACUUUUGUGUGUAGAUUAGGCCAUAGAGUCUGGAAGAUAUUAUCCACCCAGUUAUAAAAAGGUACAUAUCAUAAUUUGGGGGGUAAAUUAUAUUAUGGUUGUUUUCAUAAGAGAAAUUUCUGUAAAUCUAAUAACACAGAAAACUACUCUGUACUGUUAAAGGAUUUUAAGUAAUGGCCCCUGGAAACAAAUUCAAGAGCUCUGAACUGAUAUUACUGUGUGAAUGGGAAGAAUGCCUUUUUGUAGGAAAAUGUAUGGAGGAAUUUUGUGACCACAUUGCAGAACACUUGAAAGAGUAUCAACAACAUCCUCUGGAAAGAACAGAGCAGUACCAUUGUUGGUGGAGAAAUUGUGAAUUUUUGGCUACAGGUCCCAGGGAGCUGGUAACCCAUGUAAAUUUUCAUAGUUACCACACCAAGUUGAAAUUCUUAGGCUCUCAGUUAAGGGCAUCACACCAAGAUUGGCCAGCAUGUUCCCAGAACAGCUAUAACCAGAAUCAGAUACCAAGGAUUUCAGAGAUGUAUGUUUGCCAAUGGGAGAAUUGUGAUGUUACCUACAACAACCCAGAAUGGUUUUAUCGGCAUGUUGCCAUGCAUGCAUACUCUACUGAGAAAGAAAACAUCUCAAGUAACAAGAAAGCUAUUUGUUGUUGUCUCUGGAAAGAUUGUUCAGGAACAUUUAAAGGAAAGCACAAGCUAUGGGAUCACUUAAGAACCCACACUCAAGAAAGAGUGGUGGCCUGUCCCUCUUGUGGAGCGAUGUUCUCCAAUAAUACCAAGUUUUUUGAUCAUGCCAAGCGCCAGGUUUCAGAGGAUCAACAGGUAUUUGUUUGUCAGAAUUGUGACAAACACUUUGCCAAUGAGAGGUUACUACGAGACCAUAUGAGAGGCCAUGUUACCCAUGUUACAUGUCCAUUUUGUGAUAUGGUAUGUACAAGUGUCUCCUCUCUGAAAGCGCACAUCAGAUUCCGACACUGUGAUGAACGCCCUUUCCACUGUGAUCUCUGUGAGAGUAGUUUUAAGAAUGCUUAUGAUCUUCAUAAACAUGUUGAAACACACAAUGAUUCAAAUGCCUACAGCUGUGAUGUAGAAGGAUGUGUUUUUACUUCACGGACUUUACAGAUCUUGAGACAGCAUUACAAGAGAGCACAUAUGAAUAAUGGCAAUCUAAAAUAUAAAUGUCACAUCUGUCAGAAAUGUUAUUCCUGGUGUUACACAUUGACUCUGCAUCUUCGCAAGGCGCACAAACUCAGCUGUCAUUCUCGCUUCAGAUACAAAGAAGAUGAUGAUGGGUACUUGAGGCUGAAUGUAGCAGUUUAUAAUGCUGUCAUGGGUUUAGAUCAGGGUCUUGAGAACAAGAUGGCGCCAAAGAAGUCUUCAGUAGUUCAAAACAGUACUGGAAAAGACAGCUAUGCCUCUUGCAAAAGAAGCCAUUCAUCAGUGGAACUACAUACCACAAGAUGUCAGAGAUGGUCACAAACUACUGCGGAAAAGGUUAUGGUAGAAUCAGAGACCUCCAUAAUGGAGCCAAUGUAUUUUGAACUUCAAACUACACCACAGUCAUUUGAAAACUCUGCUUCUCCCUCUGAACUUGAUGAAGCAAUGACAUUGAAUACAAAGGAAAAAUUAAUAGAAAUUGCAAUGGGCUUGGGAAUUCAGGUUGCUGUUUAAGAAAAAUGCAUUUUCUUGGAUUUUACUUUAGGACCUAUUUAGUAGUCCUGGAAGAGUUCAUUAUUUUAACUAUAUAUGAAAUUUACGAAGAGUCUGCAUUAUUUUCACUUGUCAAAUUUUGUAUGUAACAUUGUGUAUAUAUUUGUUAAAUAUACUAAAUUAUUUUAUCUGAAUAAAUGAUAGUACACCUGAAAGGUUUUGCUAUAUGUUCAAUAUGUGAUACUUAGAUGACUAACUCAUCCGACAAGAAGGUAUUGGAUUUCAUUAAUCUGUGUGCUCUUCUAGUCUGUCUAUACAAAAGAAACAAAGCUAUCCCUCAGAGGCAAAAUUCUGAGCCAGUACACUAGACAAAGGGUUUGAUCUGGUAGAUUAUGCAUUGCUAUUUUUUUUUAUUAGAUAAACAUUUAUUUUUCAUAAUGCAUCUGGUCUACAAUAUUUCUAACAAGUGUCUUUUGCCUUUAGUUAGUGAUGUUAAGUAUAUUUCAAAUAUAUGCUAGAGUAAUUUUAAGUGUCUUUCAAGUAGUUUACUUUGGCUUUAAGCUAUGAUGUGUUUUGUAAAUUAAUAUAAUUUUAAAACCUUUUUCAUUGUUUAAAGGUGAUUACAAUUCAAUAAUUGUUUGCAUUCAUAGAAUAGUGAAAAGGAUGUUCAGAGAACUAAUCUUGGUUUCAGAUAGCACUCAUUAUAAUUGAGAGAUUACAAAGUAUUUCAAAAUAAUCAUUUGGGCACUAGAAGUGGUGACUAGUUUUCAGAAAUAAUUCUAUGCAGCCAUGGUUAUUAGAACCUGUUAAAUAAAAAAUGUUGGCCGUGA